Achroia grisella is the source of this 1800-nucleotide messenger RNA. Its product is annotated as serine/arginine repetitive matrix protein 1. The transcript is spliced from 13 exons. NCBI's taxonomy places the organism in Eukaryota, Metazoa, Arthropoda, Insecta, Lepidoptera, Pyralidae. The record is from RefSeq and is a predicted model, not a curated record. The coding region runs from base 198 to 1727 and encodes 509 amino acids.
CUCUGUACAGUCAAGUCAGUCAGUACAGCAGCGCAGUGAAUGAAGUGGCCAUUGAAUGAGUUGAAUUAUUGAACAAAAGAAAAACAAAACAAAAUGGCCGAUGUUCCCAUGGAGGUGUGUCGCUGAAGUUAUUCAUUUGAAAUCGGCUGUGUACCAUUGAGUUACAGUGAAAAAGUUUUGGUGUUUAUUAUUGCUGGAUGUCGUCCCGCAGAAAUGGAUCGGUGUCGCGGGCCGCUGAGACAGCGUCGAAGAACCGGCUGCACAUGGAUCGGAACCCACAGCACUCGAGGCUCACUGAUCCAUCUAAUCCAGCCGGCCGUCGCAAGGAGAUAGAUAACGUGAUGAAGAGAGCCCGUCAGGCGUCUCCGGGCAGCUGGGACAGGAAGCUCCUGGAAGUUGAGGAGAAGGAUCCCAACAGAUGGCGCCAUACGGGUUACAAGCAGAUGUACUUGGACGGCUCGGGCUCUGUGUCGCCACGGCGGUCCAGAUCACCUGUAGCUGGACGCAGGUCUAGGUCGCCGGUGGUGGGGCGGCGCUCCCCGCGGAGGUCGCGCUCGCGCUCGCUGCGGCGCAGCCCCCGUCGGAGCCCCCGCAGGAGCCCCCUCAGACGGAGCCCCCCGGGCGGGCGGCGCCGCUCCCCGCGCGGCGCGCCGCCCCGCGCCCGCCCGCCGCGCGCCCCCGCCGCCCGCGCCGCGCGGCCCCCCUCGCCGCCCUCGCCGCCCUCGCCCAGGAAGUCUUCGCAGUCCGGCUCGUCGGUGAGCAGUUGUUCGGAUGAAUCGUGUUCGGUGUGCUCCGCGAAGAAUAAGAAGACCGGACCUCCACCACCCAAGAGUACCAAGCCCAGGGCUCCGCCCCCCGCGGCGCCGCCCACCGCCGCCGCCCGCAAGAGAGUCCCGCCGCCCGGCGCCGCCCGCGCCGUGCAGCCCACCAGGGAACUGCUCAAGGCCAGGGAGGCCAGCAAGCGCAGCCGAGAGGAGAAGGUAUUGGAGUGGCAGCGCACACAACUAGCGGUGCGUCCGCCACCUCUGCCCGCUACGCACAUAAAGCGGGAGGGCGAGCGGCGCCCCCCCGCCGCCCCCGCCUCCACGGCCGCCCCCGCCGCCGCCGCCGCCGGCCCCCCCGCCGCCCCCGCCGCCGCCGCGCGCCGCCCCCGCCCGCCCGGGGACAAGCCCGCAGACAGGGGCGUGUCCCCGGCAGCCAUCGCGGCCGCGCUGGCCGACAGCGACAGCGACAGCGAGUCCGACGCCAGCUCCGACCCGCAGCCCCAGAGGUUGACGUUGUCGGAACGGUUCGGCAAGAUGGCGCAGUGGUCCGCGGACCGGUCGGCGCGGCUCGAGAACAUGCGCAUCACACGCAGGGAGGCCACGCUGCACGUGCGCAUAGAGCGCGGCAACGAGCAGGACGACCCCCCCGCGGCCGCCACCAGGCCCGACGCCUACCCUGGUUUGGAGCCAGCACCGGUGGGCAGCUACCCUGAGGAGUUGCUGGCUGCAGCCCCCGGAGGUCUACCAUCCUGGGAUGAUGUUAGAGUGCGAUACGAUUACUACAAGAAGCGGGGCUAUCUCAGAGGGUUGACUCUGGGUGAUUAUGUGAAGUGGGAAGAAUGGUGGUAUAAAUACCAGGAGUGGUUGAAGAGGGAGCGCGCGUACGAGCGCUGGGCUGACGGCGAGGUCGGGAUGGUGCGGCGCGAGCGUCGCCGUCGAGGCGGGAAGCAUCGGCGCAGCUGAGGGCGCGCCGCCCCCGCCGCCGUCCUGUGCGUGGACCUGGCGGCGGGGGCCGCGGGCGCCUCGCGGUAGUCCG